Molecule: messenger RNA, 902 nt
Organism: Orbicella faveolata
Lineage: Eukaryota; Metazoa; Cnidaria; Anthozoa; Scleractinia; Merulinidae
Product: proteasome subunit alpha type-2
Biological process (GO): ubiquitin-dependent protein catabolic process
Cellular component (GO): proteasome core complex, alpha-subunit complex; proteasome core complex
Source: RefSeq, a predicted model, not a curated record
CGCGCCGCGGUGUAUUGUGGUUAACCUUGUUCCAAAAUGACGGAAAGAUACAGCUUUAGUUUAACAACUUUCAGCCCUUCGGGAAAACUAGUCCAAAUAGAAUAUGCUCUGGCAGCGGUUGCUGCAGGGGGACCCUCAGUUGGAAUAAAAGCAUCCAAUGGGGUGGUUCUUGCUGCCGAAAAGAAGCAGAAGUCAGUCCUUUAUGAUGACAGCACAAUAAACAAGGUAGAGAUGGUGACAAAAAGUGUUGGCAUGGUUUACAGUGGAAUGGGCCCAGACUACAGAGUUUUAGUGCGACAUGCAAGGAAGAUAGCACAGCAGUACUAUCUAAUGUAUCAAGAAGAAAUUCCAACAGCACAGUUGGUUCAAAAACUUGCAUCAGUUGUACAGGAAUAUACUCAGUCAGGAGGUGUUCGUCCAUUUGGUGUUUCUCUUCUUGUUGCUGGGUGGGAUGAUGACCGGCCUUACCUAUUCCAGUGCGAUCCAUCGGGUUCAUAUUUUGCAUGGAAGGCCACAGCAAUGGGUAAAAACUAUGUCAAUGGCAAGACAUUUCUAGAAAAGAGGUACAAUGAAAACCUUGAGCUAGAAGAUGCUAUUCACACAGCGAUCUUAACCCUUAAGGAGAGCUUUGAAGGCCAAAUGACAGAAGAUAACAUUGAACUAGGAGUUUGCAAUGAACAAGGCUUCCGUCGCCUCACCCCAGCAGAAGUGAAAGACUACCUUGCCUCCAUUAUUUCUUAGUAUAAAGAUUUUCUUAAAUAUUAUUCUCAAGUGCAAAUCUGUCUUCUCUCCGAUCUUGUCUUGGAAUUUUCCUGUGGUGAAAACUAUCAAUGUGUGAGGAUGUUGGUUAAAGUUGGUCUUCCUACUGGACACCAUCUGCACUUUUUUUUCUUUUUUUUUUU